UCUCUCUCUCUCUCGCCUCUUACUGUUGUCCGAAAGGUCACAGCCACACAACUCACCAAAACAAUGGUGUUCAGCCGAAUCCAGGUCAUUGAAGAGCUUCUUCGGGGUCGUGAGUCCGCAAAAAAGCUGCAGAAACUAGUCGACCAACCUGAUCUUGACUCAAUCACCAAGGAAGAUCUCGCCUCUGAAAUUCUUGAUUCCUUCACAAAUACACUUUCCUGUUACGAGAUCAGCUGGGAUGGCCACAGAUCCUCUGACGACUCAGCGGAAAGCAUUAAGAGUAAGAGGAUUCAGGAUGAUAAUGGCUCCUGCAAGAGAAGAAAAAGUUCACAUGUUUGGACUACAGAGACGGUUACUUUGGUUGCUGAUGGAUUUGCUUGGAGAAAGUAUGGACAAAAAGAUAUCCUCAAAGCCAAUCAUCCAAGGAGCUACUUUAGGUGUACGCACAAGAAUGAUCAAAAGUGCCAAGCAACCAAGCAAGUGCAAAAGAUUCGAGACGAUCCUCCACUGUAUCGAACCACGUAUUACGGGCAUCACACCUGCAAAAACUUAGUUAAUGCUAAUCAUCUAGUUAAUGAAUCCAUUCAGCUCGGCUUCAGUAUCAUCAAUGACAGUACCAAACAAGAUCAUACUCCAUUUUCAAUUUCCUUUCCCAGUAGUUCAUCAUUAAAAAAUGAAUGCAAACAAGAGGUAUUGACAACAAACAACCAGUUAUCUUCAUCGCUGUCCAAGUAUCUUCUCUCUCCUGAUCUUACCACAUUCGAAUCGUGCAAAGCAAGCACUCAUCACAGUUUAGAGAUGGGUGUUAUGGAGGAAUCUGUAUCUGUGGGAUUUGAUGAUGUUUUCCCAUUCGAAUUUUGAUGAUAUAUAUAUAUAUAUAUAUAUAUAUAUUUCUGCGGCAAAAUAUACAUUAAUGGUUUCCUUGUUUACAGUUCAGUACUACGUAUGUCUGUUAUCCUAAGCAAUAGUUAGCUACCUCAUUGAUGGGUGUCCGUAACAUAAUUUCUGUUGUUGUAGGUCAUAUCGAAUUUAUACUAGAAGAAGAAAAAAGGAAAACAGUCAUCAUCCACAACAUUAUGGAUUGACUGAAUAUAUAAGGUGUUCUUCUUAUAGAGGUUUUAUUGGUGAAAGUAGGGAUGAUUGGAUGUUAGGAAAUUUCGAAAAAGAGGGAUGAAAGAGAAUGUGUUGAAGGGUUAUGGAGCAAACUUGAUAAAGGGUAGAUGCUGGUCUUUUCUCUUGGGUGAUUGUAAGAAUCUAGAUAAUGAAUGAGAAUGAGGUCUUGAGGUGUGCAAUUUAAGUAGGUGAUUUGGGUGGUGGGUAGAGCGAGAUAGAGUUAUUUAAGGCCUCUAUAUACAAUGAAAUAGCUUUUGGAGUGA
This is a messenger RNA of Carica papaya (papaya), 1376 nucleotides long. Its product is annotated as WRKY DNA-binding transcription factor 70-like. Gene Ontology annotation, biological process: regulation of DNA-templated transcription. The record is from RefSeq and is a predicted model, not a curated record. Lineage: Eukaryota; Viridiplantae; Streptophyta; Magnoliopsida; Brassicales; Caricaceae. Gene Ontology annotation, molecular function: sequence-specific DNA binding; DNA-binding transcription factor activity.